AUGGGUGACACACAGCUACCACUACCAUCAUCCUCGAUGGGAGGAGUAUCACAAUUGUCGCAUUCCCCUUCAAACUAUAGGCUCUUCUCUUUCGGAUCCAAUUCUUUAGGACAACUUGGAAUCUGCCAUGUCGAAGAUGCCCGUACUCCAACUGAGUUGUUUCCUCCUUGCCCCUCCGGCAUGAACAUUACAACAGGCGGGAACCACACAUUCAUCUCUUCUAAUGGCUCUAAUGUCGCUUAUGCUACCGGAGAUAAUACAUUCGGCCAAUGUUGUAUCGCAUCAUCUAUCAAGCCUAGUAACGAUAGUUCGCAAUCAAUCACCACCAAGUUCACAACCAUUAUUCCACCCAGUCCAACAGCUCGAUGGCAAGCGAUAAGCUCUGGGUGGCAGUUCUCCAUAUUUGUCUCCUCAGAUAAUACUGUAUACUCGUGUGGCAAUGGCCCUCGUGGAGAGCUUGGCCUAGGGUCGUCGGUUACUACAGCUCGCUCCCUAACUCAAAUUCCAUCAUUCCCGCCACCUGGUACAACAGUUGUGCAAAUUGUUAGUACCGUCGAACACACGUUAGCAUUACUAUCUAAUGGGCAUGUGUAUGGUUGGGGGAACGGACGGAAGGGACAGCUAGGUCUAUUAGAAACUGGUCAGAAACAUAUUUGGGAGCCUACCAAACUUCGGUUAGAUCUACCCGAAGGCUUUGAGAUUGCUGGAAUUGCGGCAGGACGGGAGUUCUCUGCAUUUAUCUCUGCCGAUGGGGAGAUCCAUGUCAUUGGAAGUGACAAAUGGGGCGUCAUAAAAUCCAAGCCCUCGAACAAGGUUUCAGGCUGGAGAACAUUCGCAGCCGGGUGGGGUGCAAUUUAUAUUUUGACAAUCGAAGGAAAAGUAUUGGCUUGGGGUCGAGGGACACACGGCCAAUUACCACCAGAUGAUCUACCACUAUUAGGAAAGCUAGCCGUCGGGAGUGAACAUGCACUCGGAAUUGGAUUAGACGGGAAGCUUUAUGCUUGGGGUUGGGGUGAACAUGGGAACUGUGGAACUCUAAGCAAAGACCAAGGGGAGGUCGUAAGGUGGAAGCAUGAAGUAUCCAUCGACGGGCUUGCCGAAGGAAGUUAUAGAAUCGAUGGCAUAGCGGCAGGAUGUGCUACGAGCUGGGUUUGGACUACUUCGAAGGACUCGGCGGUAUAA
This is a messenger RNA of Orbilia oligospora ATCC 24927, 1182 nucleotides long. RefSeq lists its product as uncharacterized. The transcript has a single exon. Bases 1 to 1182 code for a protein of 393 amino acids. The record is from RefSeq and is a predicted model, not a curated record. Lineage: Eukaryota; Fungi; Ascomycota; Orbiliomycetes; Orbiliales; Orbiliaceae.